GGUUGUCUGUAUACAGAAAGGAGGAUUAUUCUUAUUCAUUUGAUCAGAAUCUUCAAUGUAUGGAAUUUUUUAAAUGAAGACGUUUAUCUUUUUUUGAGAUUUUUUUUUGUUUUUUAAUUUUUUUUUGCGAGGAUGGCUGAUGGCAGAAACCUAUAAAGCUGGUACUGACUGAGAUAUUUGGUCAAAAGGUGUUCUGGUGCAGCUUUUUGCCGUCACCACCCUCGUGGAGGCUGCAGGCAUGGCGGCUUGACGCCUCCAUAGCCCCGCCCCUCCGACAGAGGAAGGCUGCACAUUAUUGUGUCAUGCCCCCCCCCCCCCACCCCCCUGGGGGCAUCGGCCUGCCCCCACCCGGUUCCACCACCCAUCACCUGGCCAGACCAGUCUUCCUCUGUGUCCUCUGCCUCCUGGCGACGCUGCUGCCGGCAGCCUCCUCCUGCCCUCCUCCCUGUCUCUGCGACUCAGACGGCCUGGUGGUGGACUGCGGGGGCCGGGGUCUCUCCUCCCUGCCUCCCCUUCACCUCCUGCCUCCGGGGAGCCGCUCCCUCCUGCUAGCCAACAACAAGCUCGCCUCGCUAGGAGCCUCUGCCUUCGCUAACCUCUCCUCACUGGAGGAGCUGGACCUCUCGAAUAACUAUCUGGAUAAUUUACCAGCUGGAUUAUUCAGGGACAUGUCCAACCUGACAAGACUGACUCUGCACAACAAUUCAUUAACAGUAAUGGACAGAGAACUCUUCCAGGGUUUGGGGGGUCUUCAGAGUUUGGAUCUGUCCCUGAAUGGUCUGUCCUCUGUUCCUCUGGGACUACUGGAUGAGCUGCAGAGCCUCAGGUGGCUGUCUCUAGCGGGUAACAGGCUUCACGGUUUGGAGAGGGCAGCGUUUGAGCCGCUUGCCAACUUACAACACCUGGAACUGGGACACAACCCCUGGGAAUGUGACUGCAACCUCCGUGAUUUUAAACACUGGAUGGAGUGGCUGCUGUACAGAGGGGGGAAGGUGGACGCGGUGGAGUGCACACUACCGAAGGAUCUGCGUGGGCGAGACAUCCGUGGCGUCCCCGUGGAAAUGUUUAACUACUGCCUCCAACUUGAGGAUGAGAACGGCGGAGGAGGCGAGGGUUCCCGUUCCGGACAAGGAGGUGUUCCUCCCUGCAGCAGGAACGCUCUGAACCCCAGCGGGGCAACGCCAAUUUCUGACAGCAGCAAUGCUGGUGACGACUCUUCAAACACGGGAGGAGGUGGAGGAGGAGGUGGAGGAGGAGACCCCCCAUCAGAUUGCGUCCGAGCACGCUACCGACCCGUGAGCGUACGCCGCGCCAUCGGCACGGUGGUGAUCGCAGGUGUGGUGUGCGGCAUUGUUUGCAUCAUGAUGGUCGCGGCGGCGGCUUAUGGCUGCAUCUAUGCCUCGCUGAUGGCCAAAUACCAGAGAGAGCUAAAGAAGAGGCAGCCGCUGAUGGGAGACGGAGAGGGAGACGGGGAGGACAGGGAGGAGAAACAGAUCUCCUCAGUGGCCUAGAGGAGCGACGGGACGGGGGAGGGUCAGCGUGUGAAAGGGUGAAGGUUGGAAGGGGUGAAAAUUAAAAAGGGCUCAAAGAGGAGAGAGAUGGAAGAGCUUGUUUUAUGCACACAAGACAGUUCUCUCCCACUGACUCUCAAACUGACACCUUUCUCCCACUUUUUGUCUUCCUCUCUCCGUCCUCUUUCUAUUUUUACCCUUCUCCCUCUCUCUAACACAUACACAUACACACACACCUUAUCUGUUCCCUGACUUCCAUUUGAAGCCAUUCUCACUGCAGUAUUUGUUACCAAUCAUCCCUCCAACUCGCCUACCAACCACCUACUGCUGCUCUUGGCUGCUGCUGAACUUACCAUUAUAUUGGCUGAGAGGGGGAAAAAAAAAGAUUUGGUACUCUCUCUAGCAUGAAACAUAUCAUUUAAACUGUUUCAAGACACUCAUGGUCAGUCAGUGUUUGUAAAAUUGGAUCGAUUAUCAGGGAUUUACAGUAUGUAUGGUAUCGAUUGGACCAAUAUUCACAAUGACGAGAAGAGUUUGUGGUGUUACGUAGUGCCCAGCUCUUGUUUUGUUUGCAUCUUUCUCCUCCAAAACUUCUCCAAUGCCAGUGGUUCCUCUGAAAACCCACCCAGAUCCCUUCACCCUCGUCUGGCCUAAUGCUCCUCUGAUGUUCCCUUGGACCUCUAAGACCCAAAGCAACAGCCAAUGUUGGACAUUUUAGAGGAAAUGAGGGAAACUUUAUGAAUAAACACAAAGAGAUGUCAAUUAUAUAGCCAACGCCUCGACUACAGAUAGGAUAGAAAAUCAAACAGAGUCUCCUGAGUCUGUUAGGGGCGUUUAAAAUGAAACAGGAAACCCAUUGGAUCGGCAAAUGGAUGAGACCUUUCAAAUAAAUGAGGUCAGAGACAACUGUUAGAUAUUCUCCCCUAUUUGGACCAGAUCUGUUUCUCCCUGGAUCUUCUCUGCACCUGUAACAUCCUCCAGGUGUCAGAGACUAAAGGGGAACAAACUAUUUAACCUGGAAUUUGCUGUAUUUGUCACUUUUGCUCUGAAUAAGGCUCUUGCUUCCCUUAUGCUUGUAAAAUGACUCUGAUCGAUACAGACAGAUCAAAAGCCUCUUAUCAUGACAAAAAAGCGGUCAAACAAUUUUUCUGGUAUUCCUUGGACUAUGCUGAUAAGUAUUCACAGUUGUGUCAAUGAAGUUAUGGGGAUUUAAAGGACAAAAGACAACAAAUAUUCAUUUACAGACUGAUUUCACCCCUCAGAGGUGAAUGUUUGCUACUACGGCACGGAAGCACUAUCUCAGAGAACCCUGUCUCCCAACAAGGACUACAAAACUUCAUCUGAGGACUACAAACUUCAGACUCCUGCACUUUAUUUCUCUAAUCAAAUCCCCUCUGACAUCCCUCUCUCUCCUCCCUUCCCUCCCUUUCUUUCCUAAAAAGGACGAUUUGCCCAGAGGGAUUAUAACGAAUAAGGGAUUCAACAAAAAAGACGCUGCUAUUUUUCCCCCCUCCUCUCCCUCCUCAUCCUUUUAUCUCUCCAUCCAUCUUUCCAUCUUGUGCUAUUUAUGGAAAGCAUUUCACACUUCCUUAAAGACUUCCUUUCCUUUCAUCCGUCUCACAUAUUGUUGUCCUUGUGUUUUUCCUCAAAGGUCAGCAAUAUGCAAUGAAAGUUUUGUCACCUUAAAAAUUCUGUCACCGCCAAAGAGUCCUUUAGUUAUGAACUUUGUAAUCAUCACUUACUAGAGAUGAAUCUGUUUGAUUAGCACUCUCUCAUUCACAAAAAAAUGUUUGUUUGAUUUACAUAGUGUUUUCAUAAGUAUUCAUGUCAUGAAAUAAUUAUGUAAACUUUCACAUUUUAUGAUUAACGAAGUAGGACACUUGUGAUCUUAAAAAUCUGGCUUUCAUUGCAUAUUGCUCCCCUACAGUAAAACUAUUGUACCCUCUCAAUUUUUAAUUGGCUGGAAAUAAACUAUAUUAACAGUGUGUUAUCUUAUACCUGGGUAUGAUGCAGAUAAAUAUUAUUAUAUUAGUCUCUGAUAUGGUGUGUUGGCCCAGCGUUCCCCCCAAAAUGUUUUUUUUUGAUGUAACUGUUUAUGGUUUUCUGAACUAAUUCAUGAUGUGUGUGUGUUAUGUUGUGUUAAUGACUUCUAUGUUUUGUUUUAGGUUUAAAUAUCUCUGUAAUGUUUGUUUAUUUGUCGUGUUAAUUUAUUUGUAUUCAGUAGUUGGUGAAGUUUCUGAAAGAGAAGUAGAAAGAGUUUGGCCAUUGAGAGUAAAAAAGGGCCCCGA
This is a messenger RNA of Plectropomus leopardus (leopard coralgrouper), 3799 nucleotides long. RefSeq names its product leucine rich repeat transmembrane protein 2a (gene lrtm2a). The record is from RefSeq and is a predicted model, not a curated record. Lineage: Eukaryota; Metazoa; Chordata; Actinopteri; Perciformes; Serranidae. Gene Ontology annotation, cellular component: plasma membrane. Gene Ontology annotation, molecular function: protein binding.